UGCAGCAUUACAAGAGCCUUUAACAGCUACCAUCUUCACUUUGCACUAGGACAUGUAACAGUGAACAGUUUCCUGAUAAACAUCUCGAAGACAUCUGGGGGCAAAGUGUGAAGAAUCAUGUCAAGCAGAAAGCCUAAAAAGGGCCAGAAGCUUGGCUCCUCUCGGCGUUUCAAAAAUCGUAACAGAGAUGCUGAAGAAAAAGAAACUGAUGAUGGAUUCCCAGACCCUGGAAAUGAGGAGCAUGACACAGUUUCAGAAAACCAAGCAUCUAAUGAGUCUUCAGUGCUUCAUUCGGAUCAGCCAGUUAUAGCUUGCACCAACCCAAACACUUCAGUCUUCGAAGUUACUCCUCAGCCACAGUCACGGGAUUUCAUAGAUCUGUUGGCACAAGCUGAAGUAACAACUAAGAAAAGAAAAAUGGGAUCAACUCGCAAGAGCAACAGAAACUUUAAAUUUGAAGGAAUUUACGAGGAUGAACAAGAGCACAGAGUGCAGCUAAGCGAAGGUGCUAUUGAUGAGCAAGGGGUGACUGUAGAAGCACCCAUAAAAGAGGAUGGAGGCAAAGAAAACCAAACAAUUCUAUUGGACUGUGCACCCAGUCAGUCUUCAGAACAUGAAAGCUCCAUCGAACAUAAGAAGCAUUUGGCCCUUGGUACCAUCAUGCAUGAGGAAGACGAUCGCAAAAAUGUCAAACACCAACAUUUAGAAGCAGUCCUACAAAGCAAACCCAUGGACAUCUCUUCUUCUGAACUUAACCAAUCCAAGGAGGCAGAAUUCAGUCAAGAUUUAAUACGUACCGCACUUGAUUUCAGUAUUGUCACACCAAUCAAAUGUAAUGUGCCACUACAGGAAUUAGAUGAAUCUUUGCAAGUAUAUCAUCAAAUGGACACUUCCAGUGAGCCAGCAGCCUCCUUACCAAACACCACAGGCCAGAAAAGCAUGGUAGAUACAACUUACUCACCUCUUAAUGAUAACAGAGAAGAGAGACACCUAAUGCACAAUGAUAAGCCAUCUAUGCCAGAGCACAUGGUGCACAAAACAAUGGAUGAUCAAUCCAGUUUAAAUUUUAGCAUUAGAGACAAACAAGAAGAUAAAAAAGAAAGAGAAGAUGUAAACACACUAGAAUGUUGUAGUGCGGAAAAUACAGAACAAGAUGAAGUUACUGGAUUACGAUCAGCCUCUUUGAUAAAUGAACAUGAGCAUGGGAAUCAAGAUGACAAAUUGGCUACAGUUAUACGGCAAAAUGCUAGUACCAAAGCAAGCACAGAAGAUGAGAACAUAGUUGAUCACCUCCUUGAGCAUAAGGAUGACACUUUAAAGCUAACUAAGGAGAACAUUGACAAGUCUGAAAGUACAGAAUUCAGAGAGGACCUUGAGGAGUACAAGGAGGUAAGUGUGGUUGGGGAUAGAAUACACAAUGAUUCAGAUGAAGGGGUGGCUGCAACAAACCUAAACCAAGCAAUGGAGCCAGACAGAAACAUAAUUUCACCCCUAAAGCCGAACGAUCAAGAAGUAGGAACAUCUUCACACCAAUUCCUUUCAUAUGAAUUAAAUUUCCAAUGUGACAGUGAAAUUAAAUGUUACAGAGAAGAACAAAAUGAUCUUUCUGAGGCCAGAUGUUGGACAGGGGAAAGCAGUGCAGAUGGAGAGGUAGGCAUGUGUUAUGAUGUAGAAGAAAAAUAUAGAGAUAUAGGGGCAGAGAGAGAGGUGGAGAAUGAUGACAUGCAGUCUACAACUUCAAAUCCGUUGUUAUUGUCUAAAGUAAGUUCAACAAAUAUGUUAGAUUUUGUCACUGAGUCUGAAUUAAUUCCUGCUGAAACACUGUAUGAGGAAACAGAAACCAGCAGCCAGACACACAACCUUCAACAUAUUGAAUUGGAGAUGCAGUCAAAGGAAGGCACUUGUUCUGAUCAGAUGCUUAACAAAGUCAUCAAAGAUAGAUCUGAGCUUUUAGACAUAGAAACUGAGGUUAUUGAGGAGGAGAAAAAUGACAUAAAGGAAGAAAUAAAUGCUGGUUCCACAGAAAUCUUUACUAAGGAGGACUUUAUAAGAGUGGAUGAUGAAAAGGAUGGCAUGUCCACAUUUAUGAAUGAGUAUGAAAUGGAAUCAGUCAUCACAAAUAUGCAAGAUUAUGCAUUUACAGACCAGGUAUCCAUGGUAGUCAAAGAACACGGUAUUGAAAGUCCUGAUAAAGGAAGUGCCAGCCCAGUUCAUGCUUAUCCUACAAGUGACACAAUGGAACUCAUUCCUGAAACACAAGUCAAAUUAGACAUGCAGGUGUCUAAUGCCAUAGCUGUACCUGGUCAGAAGCAAACCAUGUCUGAAGAAUGUCUAGUAAAUCCAACAAACAGAGAAUCAGAAUUAGAGCAAUUUGAAAGCAUAUCUCCAAUUGUUUACAUACAGGAAUCAAGACUGGGUCAGGAUGAUGCAGUACCAGAAAAUGUGAGAUUUAGCCCCUCUGAGAAAAAACAGAUAGAUUCAACUCAAAUGAGUUUUAGUGGACUGAUCUCAGGAGGUGACCAGAAAGACAGUUAUAAUGCUAUGAAGGAAAGCAUGCAGGGACAAAGAUUAGAAGAAAGUACACCAAUCUCAGAGGACGGAACACUCAACUUCACUCCUGAAACAUGUUAUCCCCAGUCUUCAGCAUCACUGAAUAUCAGGGAACAUGACGCAGGAAUAAUAGAUGAACAUGUGAUUAAAAGUGUGGUUAAAAAUGAGAACACAAACACUUCACAAGAAAAACCUCAGCACAUCUCAACAGAAGAAUGUACUGUACUUGACAGACAGGAUGAGGAAACAGUAAUGGUAAAAAAAAUUUGCAGAAGGGUGGAUACCACUCAUGUAUUAUUAUCAGAUCUGGUUGACAGUGAGGUCCUCAAAAUUGAAAGCAGAACAGAAAUGGUUGAAAGUAUCGCACAAAAUGAAGAAGCAAUAUGGGAGGGAGGCAAGAAUGGUCAACCUAUAUCAUUACAAGAGCUUCAUCAAAAUAAUUAUCCAGAUAUGAAAUUAGGACAGUCCAAAUCAUCGGAAUAUACUGAGUUGGUUACUGUUACAAUAAAUACUGAUCAGCUCAUAACUUCUGCUGAGCCAGUGGAUGCAGCUGAAGAAGCUCAAGUGCCAGUGGUAAACAUCCUACAAGCUACCACUACUCCUAUUCAAGAAGAAGCUCAUAUGCUGAUUAGCACAAACAGUCACAGAAGAAAAAUGGGAUCAAUACGCAGGUCUCUUGGAGGACAGAGAGAAGAAAAAAACAAAGAUGAGGAUAUGUAUGAAGAGGAGAAAGAAAUGGCUUUUACAGAUAGAUCUACGUUAUUAGGCCCAGAAAAUGGAAAUAGUAAGGAGAAGAAUAAUGAUAAAAGAGAAGAAAUAAAUGCUGGUCCAACAGAAAAGUUUACAAAGGAAGACUCACAAUCGUCAAAACAACCUACGCAUUCUGAAUUAUCCUCGCAAACUUUUUUAUCCUCUCAAACUACCAUUGAACAUCCAUCACCUGCAACAGAGCAUCCUGAUUUCAAGGAAAAUGAUGGAAAUAGUAUAGAGAAUGUGGAAAAUACAAAUGCACAGAUCCACACACAAACUCAAACUAAGAAAAAGAAGAAAUUUGGAUCAACACGAAAACCCCAUGGAAGACACCAACCACAUACUGAAGGAGAGGAAGAAGAAUGGAAAGAUCCAGAAAAUACAGAAGUAACUGAACAUCAAAUCAUAACUCAAACUGCUACUUCAAACCUGCUCACUGACCCACAAAAUAAUAUUAGUGAGGUGUCACUUGACAUUGUUGACUCACCAAUGACAACUGAACAAAAAGAAAUCAUUAAAUCAGAGGUUGAAAUAGAAACUGUAGGGAUCGAUACACCACCUGCCAUAUUAUCCACUGAAGCUGAUCAGAUAAACACUGUGGUCUCUGAUGAGGUAAGCAAUGCAGAAGGACUGACUGAUAUUACAGAGCCACAUGAAAAACCAGGAGUGAAUGAGGAGAAAGAUGCAGAGUCAACUCUUUUAAAUGAGCAAGUAAUGGAACCAAUCAUCACAACAAUACAGGAUGAUGCUUUCAUAGAACAGGUGUCCCUAACAGUCAAAAAUCAUGCUAAUGAGAGUCCUGAUAAUGAAUGUGACAGUGAAUUUAAUACUCACUCGACAUGUGGCCCAGUGGAGCUCAUUCCUGAAACACAGGCCAUGUCAGACAUGCAAAUGAACACAGAAAAUAUUCAUGCAGUUGUAUCUGAUCAGAACCAAAACAUAUCUGAAGAACAUCUAGAGAAAGCAAUAAACAGGGAGCAAAAAGGUACCGACACUGGGGUUGUUGCAGAAGAGAACAAUGAUACAAAUGAAGAAAUAAAUGCUGGUCCUACUGAAAACUUUAUGAAAGAGGACAUUGCAACAGUAUGUUCACAACAACAUGUGCUUUGUGAAGUAUCCCCUCAAACCUCUGAUCUGGGUUUACCUACUAUCGAACAUCCAUCACCUGCAACAGAGCAUCCUGAUUUCAAGGAAAAUGAUGGAAAUAGUAUAGAGAAUGUGGAAAAUAGAAAUGCACAGAUCCACACACAAACUCAAACUAAGAAAAAGAAGAAAUUUGGAUCAACACGAAAACCCCAUGGAAGACACCAACCACAUACUGAAGGAGAGGAAGAAGAAUGGAAAGAUCCAGAAAAUACAGAAGAAAUUGAACAUCAAAUCAUAACUCAAACUGCUACUUCACACCUGCUCAGUGACCCACAAAAUAAUAUUAGUGAGGUGUCACUUGACAUUGUUGACUCACCAAUGACAACUGAACAAAAAGAAAUCAUUAAAUCAGAAGCUGAAAUAGAAACUGUAGGGAUCGAUACACCACCUGCCAUAUUAUCCACUGAAGCUGAUCAGAAAAACACUGUGGUCUCUGAUGAGGUAAGCAAUGCAGAAGGACUGACUGAUAUUACAGAGCCACAUGAAAAACCAGGAGUGAAUGAGGAGAAAGAUGCAGAGUCAACACUUUUAAAUGAGCAAGUAAUGGAACCAAUCAUCACAACAAUACAGGAUGAUGCUUUCAUAGAACAGGUGUCCCUAACAGUCAAAAAUCAUGCUAAUGAGAGUCCUGAUAAUGAAUGUGACAGUGAAUUUAAUACUCACUCGACAUGUGGCCCAGUGGAGCUAAUUCCUGAAACACAGGCCAUGUCAGACAUGCAAACCAACACAGAAAAUAUUCAUGCAGUUGUAUCUGACCAAAAUAUAUCUGAAGAACAUCUACAGAAGCCAACAAACAGGGAAUCAGAACCAGAGCAAUGUGAAAGCACAAGCCCAUUUGUGCAGACACCGGAAUCAAAAUCGUCUCAGGUUGAUGUGAUAAAAGAAAAUGUGGAAUUUCACAGCUCUGAGAAAAGGAGGAAGAUGGGUUCAACUCGAAAGAGUCUUAGAGGGCAAAUCCCUGGAAGUGACCAGAAAAACAAAUAUGAAGCACUAAAAGAAAAAGAAAAUAUACAGGAACAGAUCACAGACCAAAAAGGUACCGACACUGGGGUUGUUGCGGAAGAGAAUAAUGAUACAAAUAAAGAAGUAAAUGCUGGUCCUACUGAAAACUUUAUGAAAGAGGACAUUGCAACAGUAUGUUCACAACAUGUGCUUUGUGAAGUAUCCCCUCAAACCUCUGAUCUGGGUUUACCUACUAUCGAACAUCCAUCACCUGCAACAGAGCAUCCUGAUUUCAAGGAAAAUGAUGGAAAUAGUAUAGAGAAUGUGGAAAAUACAAAUACAGAGAUCCACACACAAACUCAAACUAAGAAAAAGAAGAAAUUUGGAUCAACACGAAAACCCCAUGGAAGACACCAACAACAUACUGAAGGAGAGGAAGAAGAAUGGAAAGAUCCAGAAAAUACAGAAGUAACUGAACAUCAAAUCAUAACUCAAACUGCUACUUCAAACCUGCUCACUGACCCACAAAAUAAUAUUAGUGAGGUGUCACUUGACAUUGUUGACUCACCAAUGACAACUGAACAAAAAGAAAUCAUUAAAUCAGAGGUUGAAAUAGAAACUGUAGGGAUCGAUACACCACCUGCCAUAUUAUCCACUGAAGCUGAUCCGAUAAACACUGUGGUCUCUGAUGAGGUAAGCAAUGCAGAAGGACUGACUGAUAUUACAGAGCCACAUGAAAAACCAGGAGUGAAUGAGGAGAAAGAUGCAGAGUCAACUCUUUUAAAUGAACAAGUAAUGGCACCAAUCAUCACAACAAUACAGGAUGAUGCUUUCAUAGAACAGGUGUCCCUAACAGUCAAAAAGCAUGCUAACGAGAGUCCUGAUAAUGAAUGUGACAGUGAAUUUAAUGUUCAUUCUACAUGUGGCCCAGUGGAGCUCAUUCCUGAUACACAGGCCAUGUCAGACAUGCAAAUGAACACAGAAAAUAUUCAUGCAGUUGUAUCUGAUCAGAACCAAAACAUAUCUGAAGAACAUCUAGAGAAAGCAAUAAACAGGGAGCAAAAAGGUACCGACACUGGGGUUGUUGCAGAAGAGAACAAUGAUACAAAUAAAGAAGUAAAUGCUGGUCCUACUGAAAACUUUAUGAAAGAGGACAUUGCAACAGUAUGUUCACAACAAUAUGUGCUUUGUGAAGUAUCCCCUCAAACCUCUGAUCUGGGUUUACCUACUAUCGAACAUCCAUCACCUGCAACAGAGCAUCGUGAUUUCAAGGAAAAUGAUGGAAAUAGUAUAGAGAAUGUGGAAAAUAGAAAUGCAGAGAUCCACACACAAACUCAAACUAAGAAAAAGAAGAAAUUUGGAUCAACACGAAAACCCCAUGGAAGACACCAACCACAUACUGAAGGAGAGGAAGAAGAAUGGAAAGAUCCAGAAAAUACAGAAGAAAUUGAACAUCAAAUCAUAACUCAAACUGCUACUUCAAACCUGCUCACUGACCCACAAAAUAAUAUUAGUGAGGUGUCACUUGACAUUGUUGACUCACCAGUGACAACUGAACAAAAAGAAAUCAUUAAAUCAGAAGUUGAAAUAGAAACUGUAGGGAUCGAUACACCACCUGCCAUAUUAUCCACUGAAGCUGAUCAGAUAAACACUGUGGUCUCUGAUGAGGUAAGCAAUGCAGAAGGACUGACUGAUAUUACAGAGCCACAUGAAAAACCAGGAGUGAAUGAGGAGAAAGAUACAGAGUCAACUCUUUUAAAUGAGCAAGUAAUGGAACCAAUCAUCACAACAAUACAGGAUGAUGCUUUCAUAGAACAGGUGUCCCUAACAGUCAAAAAGCAUGCUAACGAGAGUCCUGAUAAUGAAUGUGACAGUGAAUUUAAUACUCAUUCUACAUGUGGCCCAGUGGAGCUCAUUCCUGAUACACAGGCCAUGUCAGACAUGCAAAUGAACACAGAAAAUAUUCAUGCAGUUGUAUCUGACCAAAAUAUAUCUGAAGAACAUCUACAGAAGCCAACAAACAGGGAAUCAGAACCAGAGCAAUGUGAAAGCACAAGCUCAUUUGUGCAGACACCGGAAUCAAAAUCGUCUCAGGUUGAUGUGAUAAAAGAAAAUGUGGAAUUUCGCGGCUCUGAGAAAAGGAGGAAGAUGGGUUCAACUCGAAAGAGCCUUAGAGGGCAAAUCCCUGGAAGUGACCAGAAAAACAAAUAUGAAGCACUAAAAGAAAAAGAAAAUAUACAGGAACAGAUCACAGACCAAAAAGGUACCGACACUGGGGUUGUUGCAGAAGAGAACAAUGAUACAAAUAAAGAAGUAAAUGCUGGUCCUACUGAAAACUUUAUGAAAGAGGACAUUGCAACAGUAUGUUCACAACAAUAUGUGCUUUGUGAAGUAUCCCCUCAAACCUCUGAUCUGGGUUUACCUACUAUCGAAUAUCCAUCACCUGCAACAGAGCAUCGUGAUUUCAAGGAAAAUGUUGGAAAUAGUAUAGAGAAUGUGGAAAAUAGAAAUGCAGAGAUCCACACACAAACUCAAACUAAGAAAAAGAGGAAAUUUGGAUCAACACGAAAACCCCAUGGAAGACACCAACCACAUACUGAAGGAGAGGAAGAAGAAUGGAAAGAUCCAGAAAAUACAGAAGAAAUUGAACAUCAAAUCAUAACUCAAACUGCUACUUCAAACCUGCUCACUGACCCACAAAAUAAUAUUAGUGAGGUGUCACUUGACAUUGUUGACUCACCAAUGACAACUGAACAAAAAGAAAUCAUUAAAUCAGAAGUUGAAAUAGAAACUGUAGGGAUCGAUACACCACCUGCCAUAUUAUCCACUGAAGCUGAUCAGAUAAACACUGUGGUCUCUGAUGAGGUAAGCAAUGCAGAAGGACUGACUGAUAUUACAGAGCCACAUGAAAAACCAGGAGUGAAUGAGGAGAAAGAUGCAGAGUCAACUCUUUUAAAUGAGCAAGUAAUGGCACCAAUCAUCACAACAAUACAGGAUGAUGCUUUCAUAGAACAGGUGUCCCUAACAGUCAAAAAGCAUGCUAACGAGAGUCCUGAUAAUGAAUGUGACAGUGAAUUUAAUACUCAUUCUACAUGUGGCCCAGUGGAGCUCAUUCCUGAAACACAGGCCAUGUCAGACAUGCAAAUGAACACAGAAAAUAUUCAUGCAGUUGUAUCUGACCAAAAUAUAUCUGAAGAACAUCUACAGAAGCCAACAAACAGGGAAUCAGAACCAGAGCAAUGUGAAAGCACAAGCCCAUUUGUGCAGACACCGGAAUCAAAAUCGUCUCAGGUUGAUGUGAUAAAAGAAAAUGUGGAAUUUCGCGGCUCUGAGAAAAGGAGGAAGAUGGGUUCAACUCGAAAGAGUCUUAGAGGGCAAAUCCCUGGAAGUGACCAGAAAAACAAAUAUGAAGCACUAAAAGAAAAAGAAAAUAUACAGGAACAGAUCACAGACCAAAAAGGUACCGACACUGGGGUUGUUGCGGAAGAGAAUAAUGAUACAAAUAAAGAAGUAAAUGCUGGUCCUACUGAAAACUUUAUGAAAGAGGACAUUGCAACAGUAUGUUCACAACAUGUGCUUUGUGAAGUAUCCCCUCAAACCUCUGAUCUGGGUUUACCUACUAUCGAACAUCCAUCACCUGCAACAGAGCAUCCUGAUUUCAAGGAAAAUGAUGGAAAUAGUAUAGAGAAUGUGGAAAAUACAAAUGCAAAGAUCCACACACAAACUCAAACUAAGAAAAAGAAGAAAUUUGGAUCAACACGAAAACCCCAUGGAAGACACCAACCACAUACUGAAGGAGAGGAAGAAGAAUGGAAAGAUCCAGAAAAUACAGAAGUAACUGAACAUCAAAUCAUAACUCAAACUGCUACUUCAAACCUGCUCACUGACCCACAAAAUAAUAUUAGUGAGGUGUCACUUGACAUUGUUGACUCACCAAUGACAACUGAACAAAAAGAAAUCAUUAAAUCAGAAGUUGAAAUAGAAACUGUAGGGAUCGAUACACCACCUGCCAUAUUAUCCACUGAAGCUGAUCCGAUAAACACUGUGGUCUCUGAUGAGGUAAGCAAUGCAGAAGGACUGACUGAUAUUACAGAGCCACAUGAAAAACCAGGAGUGAAUGAGGAAAAAGAUGCAGAGUCAACUCUUUUAAAUGAGCAAGUAAUGGCACCAAUCAUCACAACAAUACAGGAUGAUGCUUUCAUAGAACAGGUGUCCCUAACAGUCAAAAAGCAUGCUAACGAGAGUCCUGAUAAUGAAUGUGACAGUGAAUUUAAUACUCACUCGACACGUGGCCCAGUGGAGCUCAUUCCUGAUACACAGGCCAUGUCAGACAUGCAAAUGAACACAGAAAAUAUUCAUGCAGUUGUAUCUGACCAAAAUAUAUCUGAAGAACAUCUACAGAAGCCAACAAACAGGGAAUCAGAACCAGAGCAAUGUGAAAGCACAAGCUCAUUUGUGCAGACACCGGAAUCAAAAUCGUCUCAGGUUGAUGUGAUAAAAGAAAAUGUGGAAUUUCGCGGCUCUGAGAAAAGGAGGAAGAUGGGUUCAACUCGAAAGAGCCUUAGAGGGCAAAUCCCUGGAAGUGACCAGAAAAACAAAUAUGAAGCACUAAAAGAAAAAGAAAAUAUACAGGAACAGAUCACAGACCAAAAAGGUACCGACACUGGGGUUGUUGCAGAAGAGAACAAUGAUACAAAUAAAGAAGUAAAUGCUGGUCCUACUGAAAACUUUAUGAAAGAGGACAUUGCAACAGUAUGUUCACAACAAUAUGUGCUUUGUGAAGUAUCCCCUCAAACCUCUGAUCUGGGUUUACCUACUAUCGAAUAUCCAUCACCUGCAACAGAGCAUCGUGAUUUCAAGGAAAAUGUUGGAAAUAGUAUAGAGAAUGUGGAAAAUAGAAAUGCAGAGAUCCACACACAAACUCAAACUAAGAAAAAGAGGAAAUUUGGAUCAACACGAAAACCCCAUGGAAGACACCAACUACAUACUGAAGGAGAGGAAGAAGAAUGGAAAGAUCCAGAAAAUACAGAAGAAAUUGAACAUCAAAUCAUAACUCAAACUGCUACUUCAAACCUGCUCACUGACCCACAAAAUAAUAUUAGUGAGGUGUCACUUGACAUUGUUGACUCACCAAUGACAACUGAACAAAAAGAAAUCAUUAAAUCAGAAGUUGAAAUAGAAACUGUAGGGAUCGAUACACCACCUGCCAUAUUAUCCACUGAAGCUGAUCAGAGAAACACUGUGGUCUCUGAUGAGGUAAGCAAUGCAGAAGGACUGACUGAUAUUACAGAGCCACAUGAAAAACCAGGAGUGAAUGAGGAGAAAGAUGCAGAGUCAACUCUUUUAAAUGAACAAGUAAUGGCACCAAUCAUCACAACAAUACAGGAUGAUGCUUUCAUAGAACAGGUGUCCCUAACAGUCAAAAAGCAUGCUAACGAGAGUCCUGAUAAUGAAUGUAACAGUGAAUUUAAUACUCAUUCUACAUGUGGCCCAGUGGAGCUCAUUCCUGAUACACAGGCCAUGUCAGACAUGCAAAUGAACACAGAAAAUAUUCAUGCAGUUGUAUCUGACCAAAAUAUAUCUGAAGAACAUCUACAGAAGCCAACAAACAGGGAAUCAGAACCAGAGCAAUGUGAAAGCACAAGCCCAUUUGUGCAGACACCGGAAUCAAAAUCGUCUCAGGUUGAUGUGAUAAAAGAAAAUGUGGAAUUUCGCGGCUCUGAGAAAAGGAGGAAGAUGGGUUCAACUCGAAAGAGUCUUAGAGGGCAAAUCCCUGGAAGUGACCAGAAAAACAAAUAUGAAGCACUAAAAGAAAAAGAAAAUAUACAGGAACAGAUCACAGACCAAAAAGGUACCGACACUGGGGUUGUUGCAGAACAGAACAGUGAUACAAAUGAAGAAAUAAAUGCUGGUCCUACUGAAAACUUUAUGAAAGAGGACAUUGCAACAGUAUGUUCACAACAAUAUGUGCUUUGUGAAGUAUCCCCUCAAACCUCUGAUCUGGGUUUACCUACUAUCGAACAUCCAUCACCUGCAACAGAGCAUCCUGAUUUCAAGGAAAAUGAUGGAAAUAGUAUAGAGAAUGUGGAAAAUACAAAUGCACAGAUCCACACACAAACUCAAACUAAGAAAAAGAAGAAAUUUGGAUCAACACGAAAAACCCAUGGAAGACAACAACUACAUACUGAAGGAGAAUGGAAAGAUGUGGAAGAUACAGAAGAAAUACAAUUCAUAGAUCAAGCAGCUAGUUCAGACUUACUGACUGAGCUACAGACUGCUAUAAAUGAGUUGUCACUUGAUACCCUUGCACCAUCCUUGAAAAGUGAGCAAGGUAUGGAUCCUACUCAUGGCUCAAUCACACUUAUUCCUGAAACACAAGCUAGAUUAGACAUGCCAGUUGUAUCUGAACAGUACCAUAUGAUGUCUGAAGAACAUCUAGAAAAUCCAAAAAACAGAGAAUCAAAAACAGAGCAAUGUGAAAGCACAUGCCCAGUUGUUCACAUACAGGAUUUAAAACUGGAUCCGGAUGAUAUGGCAACACAGAAUUCAGGACAUUCUGGAAACUCUGGGAGAAGGAAGAAGCUAGGUUCAACUCGAAGGAGUCUUAGAGUGAUAAAAGAAAUAGAAAACAGGCAUGAACCAACAACAGAAGAAAGUACAUCAACCUCAGAGAAAGAUCUGAAACAUCUAAUCGAAACAUCUCAAUCCAUACAAACACAUUCUGAGCCACUAAAUAUCGUAGAACCUGGAGCAGAAAAAAUGGGUUCAACUUGCAAGAAUCUUGAGGAAGGACAGAGUAAAUUGGAAGAAUUGCAAAAAACUAAAGAUUUGAACCCAAGAUAUUCUGGAGACAUUGAUAGUGAAUACUUAAAGUUAGUAGUAAAAGAAGGCACAGUUAACCCUGAUUCAAACUUCUGUGUCACAGAGACAAGAGUACAAGAGUAUGAACCACAAAUUCACAAUAAACUUGAUCAGUCAGACGGCUCCCUUCUUAGUGAGAUAGAGUUUUACCUAAAUAAAAGUUUUGAAAGUACCCUAAAUACUACAGUUCUUAACCCUGAUAUAUCAGAAUUCUCAGAACCAAUGUCUGAAGGCUCUCUUCAGCUACCAUCAUCCCAAGAUCCCCAAAUUCACAUGGAACCAAGCUCCCCAUCAAGAAGGAGAAAAAUGGGGUCGAGUCGCAAGAUAUCUAGAAACAAGCAUGCAGAAAACUUAUCCAGUGAGGACAGAGGGUCUGAACAGGAAAAAGAGAAUUUUGACAAGAAUGAUGCUAAAAAUAGUGAACCUAAAAGAGAGGCAAAGACAGUUAAGGAAACUGUCAUGGCAGAAGGCACAGAAGACAUGAAAGAAUCUGUUGAACUCAUGUCUGAAGUCGAAGCUCCCUCUCAAAUAAAUGAGAGUAGUACAAUAGCCACAGGGCAGCCGCUUCCAGAAGGUAGGCGAAAGUUUGGGUCCAGACGCACAGCAAAGGGAAGCAGUGGUCUAGGUGCACAUGGUGAUUAUGAGAGCAGCCAGAAAAAAACAGAUGUUCAAGUGACUAAGGAUGACUUAUGGGUCUCUGAACCAGAGAGCACACCAAUCUCCCACCCAGUCUCUGAGCCUAGACCAGGAACUGAAGAGGGUAGAAAAACCGUUGUGAGCGAUACAAAUGCAUCUACCGGAGCUGGCCUUGGUUCUUUAGAUAACAUUAGGCAAACUUCACCAUGUGUUGUAAGCACUGGAGGAAAACAGGAAAUAGACUUUGAGCAAUGGAAUGAGCAAAUUCCAGAUUUUGGUGAAGCGGUAUAUAAUGUUGUGAUGGUGGGAAACAGCAGUGUGGGCAAGACGUCCUUCAUAAAACGUUUACAGACUGGACAAUUCACCCAAGACUACAGUUCUACUAUUGGUGUUGACACCUUUGUCGAGACUGUUAGAUUUGGUAGCAGAACAGUGAAACUGUAUGUGUGGGACACAGCAGGUCAGGAGAGGUAUCACAGCAUCACUAAGCAGGUCUUCCACAAGGCCCAGGGGCUUCUGCUGAUGUAUGAUAUCACAUCUUCUCAGAGUUUCCAUGCUGUUCGUGCCUGGAUCUCACAGAUUCAGGAAAAGGCUAACCCUGAUGUCAUCUUGAUGUUACUUGCCAACAAAAAUGACUGUGCUAAUCGAGAAGUCCAGCCACAGGAAGGGGAGGAUUUAUCAAAAGAGUAUAACAUUCAUUUUAUGGAGUGUAGUGCAGCAACUGGCGAGAACGUGUCAAAAUCUCUGAAGACUCUAGCAUGGUUACUGGUGAAACAGAGAGUGAGGAAAGAUGAGGAAUACACAACAUUACAGCCAAAGCCACAAAAUAAGAAGUCAGGUUGCUGUUGAAAACACAUUCGCUGUACACACACGUACACACAUAUACAUAUACACACACACACACACACACACACACACACACGCCUACAUCUUUAUCCAUACAAUUGAUCAAAUAUAUCAAAUAUAUAUAUCAUAUAUAUCAAAUAUGGAAUAAUAUAGAGAAUAUUAUAGAAGGUUCACUGUAUUUUUUUUUUUAAUAUUUCCAUUGUCUUCAUUCAUUUUUAAUCCAUUUUUGUGCUGUUUAUGUAGAUCUAGAUUUUUACAUGCUUUGUGCUGUUCUAUGCAACUUAACAAUUCUGAUGGAAACUAGUGGAUAAAAGACACCCUGUUGCUGUUACUUUACUGUUACUUUACCUUACCGUUUCUUUUGUAUUAUCUUCCUGAAUUCAGUGCAGGGUUGGAUUAAGAUCAGGGCAGUAAGUCGUAUUAUAACUGCAUUUAGCAAUGAGUCAUGUGAAAUAUUGUGUAAUAUGUUGUGUAAACUUUGUGGUGUUCUUCAAAGAUAUUGGACAAUAUGAAUUAAAUAUGAAACUGACUUAAAUUAAGCUGAACUGGCUGAACUGAAAUUAAGCUGUGGAACAAAAAUGUAAUUUAUCCCAACCCUGGUAUAAUUCACAUAAUUCCACAAUGUUUGUCGUUAUGAGGAUGGACCCCACACACAUAAAAUGGUCAAAACAACCAGGCUGAGAAAAAGUACAAAGACAAUGAAGAAAACCUCUGCUGCCCAUUGACUGUUUUGGACCCCUGUUACCACUAGAGGGCGGUCAGAGGGAAUCAGAUUGGUCAGGUUCAGCAUAUAGCCCAAAGUCCAGCCUAUGUCAGUGUCCGCCACCUGUAAUGUAAACAUCACCGGUAUUUUAUAUUCUAAGUUUAAGAUCUACAAUUUAAAUUAUUUUUGUCUAAAUUUUACAGCAAAGUAUUUUUAUAUACAAUAAAACAGUGGCACUGAUACUGUAAUAAUAAAUGCCUCCAUGUACUAUUGCACUAACA
Molecule: messenger RNA, 14715 nt
Organism: Ictalurus furcatus (blue catfish)
Lineage: Eukaryota; Metazoa; Chordata; Actinopteri; Siluriformes; Ictaluridae
Gene: rab44
Product: RAB44, member RAS oncogene family
Exons: 10
Coding region: 118-13734 (4538 amino acids)
Biological process (GO): neurotransmitter receptor transport to postsynaptic membrane; regulation of exocytosis; Golgi vesicle fusion to target membrane
Cellular component (GO): endosome; plasma membrane; dendritic spine
Molecular function (GO): GTP binding; GTPase activity
Source: RefSeq, a predicted model, not a curated record